AUAAAAAAAAGAUCCUCGCAGUCCAUGGAUUUAUGACCGCGAUGAGAUGGAGCAAUUUACAGAUGCUUUUAGCGAGUGCGUUUAUUACGAAGACUCGGCUUGUAUUUCUUAAUUAUAACCACUGAGCUUUGCUGAAAGAACGGAGGACAUAGAAGGUCAUUUUCAGCAUGCCACCCUACUACUGCGUCUUACUGAUGAAAGGGGAGCAAGAGAUAUUAUUAUGAACAACGCAGCUGGUACCGUAUAAGGCUAAGCCAGCACGAUUGGACUACCCUCCGCUGUUAGGCAAGUGUAAACGUUCCAGUUGGACAUUGGUGAAAACGGAUUGGAUCCGGGAUUGUACAGUGGAUGUAAACCGUGUUUAAACACGCAAUGGAUAAUAUGCUCAGCGGUGUAGCGAAUUCACAUUAUCGCGGUAGUAACACGGGACGAGCGGAGAUAUGAAAUUGUACUGAUGCACAUGAAGAUGAUGGUGCGACCACACGCCCAAUGAGCUCAACCUCAUCGUUUAUGUCCGUUACUCAUCCCAACGACGAGAAUCUCCUUGGGGCCGAAUGCAUUAAACAUGAUUCAUUGCGUCAGUGUAGGGGCUGUGCAGGUCUCGUUCCCAUCUAACCCUUGAUUGUCUAUAAUAAUAAUUAGACAGUGAAAGUGCCUGUGGUGAUUCUUCAAAUAAGACGCGUUUGUUUCUCAACCCGUUUUUUAUGCAGCGAGGAAAACAAAUGAAGCACAUUUCGUUUUGGGCGGUAAUGCCAUGACCUCGACCUCAUCAACCGCUGGUGAACAUUAUGAACGUAUGUUUUAUACAUCUGCUCAUAAUAUAAAUACACACUGUAAAAACUUAGGUGUGCAUGGUUAAGGCAGUAGACUGUAUAGGACCUUUACCACCGGUGUGGGUUUGGGUGCCCUGACCGAUGAGUAGCUGCGACUAAGGGGUUUUGAAUGAACCGUACCCCGUCCGGACGGUGCAGUAGACCCCGGAGUGGUGGUCAUUCUGCUUUGGCGGUGCCGCACGGAGGGGCCAAGGUCCACCACCAACAGCGCUGCGGGAGCUCGACUGGCUACGCCGGAGAAUUCGUCUCAACACCCGAGGACAGUUACGACGAGGCUACGCUAAGAGCAUGUGUGGAUGAGUGUGAAAAGCUUGUGCGUGACUUCAACACGAGAGUUGCUCAAUACCGUGAGAAAUUGAUUGGAAUCGCAGAUGUAUGUGACUGCGUUCAUUUCCGGGAGGACAUACGGCGCAAGCGCAGAAAGGGCCUGGAUGCCGCCAAGAUCGCCAAGUUUAAACUCUUUCCACACAUGCGAGGGUUGGUAUGACGUCAUUAUGAUCUAUAUGUAAAUUUUUAGCUUUGUAUUGUAUUACACAAUUGCUGGCAGUGUAAGCACUUUAUGUUAUCCACCACGGAACAUAAACUAACAAAAAUAUAGAAGUUUGAGAUCGAUCGGCCAUCUGGGUCACGAGAAGUGAAAAACUAAUUCUCCUUUGGUGUCCCCAUGUCAGUCAUAUAGAACAACACCUUAAAUUAGGACCCCACAAAGCAUCCGAUAUUUAUAAAAUUCAAACACAGCUCAUGUUAAAACUGUAUAUUUCACGUUCCCUUUGUUGAGGUAUCCUGGCGGUGUUAUAAGCACAUUGCGCACCAGGGCCCAAUUUCAUAGAGCUGCUGAGCACAAAAA
This is a messenger RNA of Asterias rubens (European starfish), 1680 nucleotides long. Its product is annotated as regulator of G-protein signaling 7-binding protein-like. Gene Ontology annotation, biological process: G protein-coupled receptor signaling pathway. The record is from RefSeq and is a predicted model, not a curated record. Lineage: Eukaryota; Metazoa; Echinodermata; Asteroidea; Forcipulatida; Asteriidae. Bases 943 to 1320 code for a protein of 125 amino acids. Gene Ontology annotation, cellular component: neuron projection. The transcript has 2 exons.